AUCAACUUCCAUAAAUAAUCCCUGCCAGUAUAGCUUUGCAAAUCCCUACCACCCAUCUCUGGGAAAUAUAGGAAGAAAGUGGAAGAAGAUGCCGAUGGCUCCUACAAGCACUAAAUGCAGUAAGAAAGAAGUGAACAGAGGAGCUUGGACAGCUGAAGAAGACCAAAAGCUUGCUCAAGUCGUUGAAAUUCAUGGCCCAAAGAGGUGGAAAGCUGUUGCUGCAAAAGCAGGUCUCAACAGAUGUGGAAAGAGUUGCAGGUUGAGAUGGAUGAAUUACCUUAGGCCCAAUAUAAAGAGAGGCAACAUUUCAGACCAAGAAGAAGACCUGAUACUAAGGCUACAUAAACUGCUCGGAAACAGGUGGUCAUUGAUUGCCGGAAGAUUACCAGGUCGAACCGAUAACGAAAUAAAAAACUACUGGAAUUCUCAUUUGAGCAAGAAAAUAAAGCAAAAUGAGAAGCAAACCAGAAUGCAAGAACCGGUGCUUGAGAAUUCUAAGGUAAGCGAAAGGGAGGAGCCUCUACACAAGGCGAGUGAAGAAGGUUCGUCCAAGAGAGAUGAAGAGUACUCCACAUCUUGCUUCAAUGGUGAUAGUAGCUUGUUCGAUUUGUAUAACGAGGAGCCUCUAGAGUUGGAGUGGAUGAGUCAUUUCUUUGAAACAGACGAGAUAUGGCUUAACUUAGCUUGAUAUCUACAUUUGUUGGUAAUCCAAGUAAAAUCCUUGAGUUUCAGUUCUGUUAACAAAGGUUUUUCCUUGGAUUAACAAAUAUUAAAAUGUUAUGUUUCCCUUAUUCAAGUAUAAUUCAGAUUAUUAUUGAAUUCUAUUUUCAAAGGUAGAGAAAUGAAAA
This is a messenger RNA of Gossypium arboreum, 848 nucleotides long. RefSeq names its product transcription factor MYB114-like. The coding region runs from base 89 to 688 and encodes 199 amino acids. Gene Ontology annotation, biological process: cell differentiation. Gene Ontology annotation, molecular function: transcription cis-regulatory region binding. NCBI's taxonomy places the organism in Eukaryota, Viridiplantae, Streptophyta, Magnoliopsida, Malvales, Malvaceae. The transcript is spliced from 3 exons. The record is from RefSeq and is a predicted model, not a curated record. Gene Ontology annotation, cellular component: nucleus.